Daphnia pulicaria is the source of this 507-nucleotide messenger RNA. RefSeq names its product NADH dehydrogenase [ubiquinone] 1 alpha subcomplex subunit 5-like (gene ND-13B). NCBI's taxonomy places the organism in Eukaryota, Metazoa, Arthropoda, Branchiopoda, Diplostraca, Daphniidae. The record is from RefSeq and is a predicted model, not a curated record. Bases 91 to 444 code for a protein of 117 amino acids. Gene Ontology annotation, biological process: respiratory electron transport chain. The transcript has 3 exons.
UGCCUGAGGAGCGGCGCACUGACACACCUGGCGGCCGUUGUUUUAAACACUACUUUUUAGGUUGUCUGCUAAGUGUUGAACAUUAGAAAAAUGGCUGGUGUCUUAAGAAAGGCUACUACUGGGUUGACUGGGUUGGUAGUGGCUCAAAAUCCCCAUCACACUUUAAGUGUGCUUUAUGGCAAGAUUCUCCGUACUUUGCAAAACAUGCCUGAAGAUGCUGCUUAUCGUCGGUAUACUGAACAGAUAAUCAAGGAGCGAGCAUUGGCAGUGACUGAGGAGAAGGAUAUUACCAAGCUAGAAAAACGUAUCAAUUGUGGACAAGUAGAAGAACUUAUUGUUCAAGCUGAGAAUGAAUUGACUUUGUCAAGAAAAAUGCAGGCCUGGAAACCUUGGGAACCCCUUGUUAGUGAGCCACCUGCUAAUCAGUGGAAAUGGCCAAUUUAGGUGUGGUAAAAAUGUAAAUGGCAAAAAAAAGUAAUAAAGAAAUAGUGGUGUAUUACAGAUAAA